Antechinus flavipes (yellow-footed antechinus) is the source of this 3253-nucleotide messenger RNA. RefSeq names its product urea transporter 2. Gene Ontology annotation, biological process: urea transmembrane transport. The transcript has 10 exons. Gene Ontology annotation, molecular function: urea transmembrane transporter activity. Gene Ontology annotation, cellular component: membrane. The coding region runs from base 219 to 1412 and encodes 397 amino acids. NCBI's taxonomy places the organism in Eukaryota, Metazoa, Chordata, Mammalia, Dasyuromorphia, Dasyuridae. The record is from RefSeq and is a predicted model, not a curated record.
GUGAGGAGCAUCCUCCCAAGGUUGAAGAAAAAGCGGAUGAGAGCCUGGAAGCUUUUGUGCCCAGGAGACGGAGCAUAUUUCACAUUGAAUGGUCAUCCAUACGGAGGAGAAGUAGUAAAAUAUUUGGAAGACCUGAACAUCAAGAGAGACAAAGCAAGGAUCAGUUUCCAUAUCCCUACCGAAAGCCCACCCACGAAUUUCUUGAUCUCAGUAACAGCAUGGAAGACAGUACUGAGAUCAAGGUGGAAACAAGCGUGACCAAGACCUCUCGGAUCCAAAAUUCCUUAGCCACUGGUGGGAAAAGACUCAGCAAAGCCUUCAGUUACAUUACAGGAGAAAUGAAGGAAUGUGGAGAGGGGCUUAAAGACAAGUCUCCAGUAUUCCAGUUCCUGGAUUGGAUCUUAAGGGGAACAUCUCAAGUCAUGUUUGUGAACAAUCCUCUCAGUGGUCUCAUCAUCAUUCUUGGCCUCUUUGUCCAGAACCCCUGGUGGGCCAUCUCAGGCUGUUUGGGAACCAUCAUUUCUACUCUGACAGCCCUUAUCCUGAGUCAGGACAGGUCAUCAAUUGCAGCAGGACUUCAUGGCUACAAUGGAGUACUAGUGGGCUUGCUGAUGGCUGUGUUUUCAGAGAAAGGGGAUUAUUACUGGUGGCUUUUGCUCCCUGUCAUUGUUAUGUCCAUGACCUGCCCGAUUCUUUCCAGUGCCCUGGGCACCAUCUUCAGUAAAUGGGACCUCCCAGUCUUCACAUUGCCAUUCAACAUUGCUGUGUCACUGUACAUGGCAGCCACGGGUCAUUACAACCUCUUCUUCCCCACGAUUCUGGUGCAGCCCAUCACCUCAGUGCCCAACAUCACCUGGUCUGAGGUCCAAGUGCCUCUGCUUUUGAGAGCCAUUCCAGUUGGAAUUGGUCAGGUGUAUGGCUGUGAUAACCCCUGGACUGGAGGCAUUUUCCUGAUAGCUCUUUUCAUAUCUUCACCACUUAUUUGUUUGCACGCUGCAAUUGGAUCUACCAUGGGGAUGUUAGCAGCCCUCACUCUGGCAACACCUUUUGAGUCAAUCUACUUUGGCCUAUGGGGAUACAACAGUACACUGGCCUGCAUAGCAAUAGGAGGAAUGUUCUAUGUCAUCACCUGGCAGACACACCUCCUUGCAAUCACCUGUGCACUGUUUGCAGCCUACCUGGGAGCUGCCCUCACCAACAUGUUAUCUGUGUUUGGAUUGCCCCCGUGCACCUGGCCCUUCUGUCUGUCAGCACUCACCUUCCUAUUACUGACGACCAACAACUCCGCCAUCUACAAGCUACCACUCAACAAAGUUACUUACCCAGAAGCCAACCGGCUCCACUACUUGUCUCAGGAAAGGAACCGGAGAGCUUCCAUCAUGACCAAAUACCAGGCCUAUGUAGUUUCCUAACCUACCACCACACAACCACAACAAACCUUUUGUUCUCCAGAGCCAGAUCUUUCUCGUAUAGAAAGUCCAUUCCACCAACCCCUCCUGGGCAUUCUAUAUUCCUUUGCAGCAAGCAAUCCAUGAUAAUUAAUUUUAAUUGCUAAUCAUCGUCCAAGAAACAAGUAAUUUUAAACUAUGUGAUAUAUAAUCCUUAUAGUAUUAUUAGUUAGACCUUCUGUUUGUCACAAGCUAGAUUUUGAAGAAUUCAGUUUGGGAAAUUCACUCAUCACUCCACCCACCCCCCUGCCCGCAAAUAAUUCAGUUUUAAAAUUCAAGGCAGACUCUUCAGUUUAAGGACACCAAGGAGGAAAUAAGCCAGUUUCAAAAAUCUAAAAAUGAAAAUCCACAGUAGUAAUUAGUCAUCAGGAGAUUACUAAGCACCUACCUGUUCUCUCGGAUUUAGGGAAGUGGUGAGGCAUUAGACUGGUAUUCAGGAGAAGCAGAUUAUAAUCCCAAUUCUACCCAACCUUCUUAGGUUUUCCUCAGGUUCCUUAUCUCAUGCAAUAAGAGUUGAGCUCCUUCCCAACUCUAAACUGUUCUGAUUCUAAGCUUUUUUAUCACCCCAAACCAACACUUAGUCUUGUCCAAAGCAUGAGGGUUUUGAAUCAUGUUGGAGAUAAAGAAGGUCUAUAAUACCUAGGCAAUAAAAAUAACACCUUUUAAAUGGUAGGAGCUCCUUUCAGCCACGGUUAUGCUGGUAACUCAAGGCUGAAACACUGAUUGAAUCCAUUGUGAAAGCAGGUUUGUCUGCAUCUCAACUGGGAUCCUGGAACCCAUAUCACAGGAUUGCAUUUUCUCCAAGGUGAACCAUAUUGCAAAUUUCUGAAGGAACCUAUUCUUUAAAGCAAAGGACUUUGGGAAUAUAGGAAGAGUCAUCCACCAAUUUAUUUGUCCUAUAAACUGAGUCAACAAGAGGAUGGGUUUUCUAAAAGACCAGUCCUUUCUCCUCCUCUCACACCUUUCCUUCCUUCUCAUUUAAGCAUCAUCUGCUUCAGAUUAUAUCCACAUUUUCAGAGAGAAAUAGAGGCUAGAUUGAGGGCAUGUAACAAUGGGCUUUUUGGUUGGCUGAAAUAUCUGUCUUGGGCACAAAAGAAUUUAUUUAUGGAAAAGACUGGUUUUUCUUUUCAAUUGGAGCUCUUUAUUAAAGAACUUAUAAUCUGCAAUGAGGCUGGAAUGAGGAAAACCUGAGUUCAAAAUCCAGCCUCAGACACUUACUAGAUAGGACUGAAAAAAACCACAGUAACUUGGCGUUAGAAGAGCCUCACUUCUCUCAAACCCACAAAUUACAGACUCACUUCCAUGAUUCCCUCCCUCCCCUCUUUCCUUUUCAUUUCACAAGGUGCUGGGCUCGAGGUUUUAUAGAAACAAUCCCAGCUCUAGUGCCAGCCUCUGACACAUAGAUAGCAAACUUCCUGUUAGGCAAAUGGCUCAUAAAUCACCCAAAUCCCUUUUUAAAAAAAUAAUGGCUUCAACUUCCUCCUCACCUCCUCUGCAUAUCACACAACACACAUGGGUAGGAAUAUAAUCUGCACCUGUGCCAUCUCUCCAAUGUGACCUCUCCAGCUUGCUCUCCUAUACACCUCCCACUUCAAUCAGUUUAAAGAAUGAAGCAAGAAGCAAAGGAGAGAAAGACCAUCCCACUAGUGGUCAGAAGCUUGGGUGGGGAAGGGGAUGCAUCACAAUAUGCUGAGAGUGUACUUGUUUCUGCUGGAAUUAUCAUUCUAUGUUAUUGCUUUAAAAAAAUGUAUUCAAUGAGCACUUAGAAGGCUUUACAGAAUAAAUAAAAUGAAUUGUUUCAUUAA